UGAUGCCUCUGUGUUUAGGCCCUGUUUCUUGUUAUUGUUCUGUUCUGCUGCGGAGCCAACAUUUUGUUUGAAAUGUUGGGGAAAAAGAUGAAUUUUUAAAGAAUUUUUAAAGAAAAUAAAGGUUUGCUGAGUGUCAGAACAGAAGAGACGGACUUCUCAAAAACCACAACUUUUUCUCCUCCUUUUACUUCUCCUCCUAAUAAAGCAGUGUCAACGUUUCUCUCUCCUUCCCCUUCUAGUAAAGCAGUAUCAACGUCCCUCUGUUUCUCUCUCUAGAAAUGACAGUGACGAUGUUGAGAUCCGUCGUUGAAGCAGCUCUGAGAAGAGCACCUACAUCGUCAAGCUCUUCUUCUAAUCAGCUCCUUCGCCGCCGAUGUUACUCCUCCGACUCCAACCCUGAACGCAAGGUCGCCGUCUUGGGCGCCGCCGGCGGAAUCGGCCAGCCCUUGUCCCUUCUCAUGAAGCUCAACCAACUUGUCUCUUCCCUUUCUCUCUACGAUAUCGCCGGCACCCCUGGCGUCGCCGCCGAUGUCAGCCACAUCAACACCCGCUCCCAAGUUAAGGGGUACGUGGGAGAGGAUCAGCUAGGGCAGGCCUUGGAGGGAGCCGAUGUCGUGAUCAUACCGGCCGGUGUGCCCAGGAAGCCCGGCAUGACUCGUGACGAUCUCUUCAACAUCAAUGCCAGCAUUGUCAAGUCUCUAUGUACUGCCAUCGCCAAGUUCUGUCCCAAUGCACUGGUGACUAUGAUAAGCAAUCCAGUGAAUUCAACAGUGCCGAUUGCGGCAGAGGUGUUUAAGAAGGCUGGGACUUAUGAUGAGAAGAAGCUAUUUGGUGUGACUACACUUGAUGUGGUUAGGGCUAAAACUUUCUAUGCUGGGAAGGAAAACGUUCCAGUGGCUGAAUGCGUCUCUCAACUUCAAAAUUCUGCCUGUGUUUGUACUUCAGAAGUGAAUGUACCUGUGGUUGGUGGUCAUGCUGGCAUAACAAUUCUCCCCCUAUUUUCACAAGCCACACCAACAUCCAAUUUAUCAGAGGAAGAUAUUGCUGCUCUUACUAAGAGAACCCAGGAUGGGGGGACAGAGGUCGUGGAAGCAAAGGCUGGAAAGGGAUCCGCUACAUUAUCUAUGGCUUAUGCUGGAGCCAUUUUUGCUGAUGCUUGCUUGAAAGGGCUUAAUGGAGUACCAGAUAUAAUCGAAUGCUCUUUUGUUCAAUCAAGCAUUACUGAAUUGCCUUUCUUUGCCUCUAAGGUAAGGCUUGGAAAGAAUGGGGUGGAGGAAGUCCUUGGACUGGGUACCCUAUCAGACUACGAGAAACAAGGUCUUGGAAAUCUCAUCCCUGAGCUCAAAUCUUCAAUAGAGAAGGGAAUCAAAUUUGCCAAUCAGUAGCUAGACUAAUCUUAUUAUCUUACUAUGAUUGUUGGGGUGCUAAUCCCCUAUUGCUCUUUCUGUUUGAAGUCAUUGCAAUUUUGCUUCUGCAGAAGAGAAAUCAUAUAUUUACGAAAUGUUUUGCCCGCCUGUCAGAGAUGAGAACUAGGGCAUUAUUGACUCUUGAGAUCCAAUUAAUAAGUUUCACUGUCUUGUAAUAGUUCUUCUAAUAAGCUACACAACCAUUUUUUGUCCUUAGUUGGACUUGAAUCUUUGACCUUCUAGAGAUACCACUAGGCUACAACAAUACAACUGCUGGUGUUAUUUUUAUGCUUGCAGGGUUAUUUUUCGAUGUAUCCAACAAAUUGAAGUUCUAAAUUGAAUGGGAUAUUAAGUGCAGUUGGUGAA
Cornus florida is the source of this 1772-nucleotide messenger RNA. Its product is annotated as malate dehydrogenase, mitochondrial-like. The coding region runs from base 279 to 1385 and encodes 368 amino acids. Gene Ontology annotation, cellular component: mitochondrion; cytoplasm. Gene Ontology annotation, molecular function: L-malate dehydrogenase (NAD+) activity. Lineage: Eukaryota; Viridiplantae; Streptophyta; Magnoliopsida; Cornales; Cornaceae. Gene Ontology annotation, biological process: malate metabolic process; tricarboxylic acid cycle. The transcript has 7 exons. The record is from RefSeq and is a predicted model, not a curated record.